UUUGGAUUUGGUCCUCUCUCCAGUUGCCCUAGUCUCCAACUCUCCCAGACUCCCACUCGGCCACUCCCAGCCCUCCCCCGAAUCCCGAUCCCCUUCCCCACACGCCGCGCCGCCGGCCGUGAAGCCCGUCCGCACGCCCUAGUCUCCCAGACUUCCACUCGGCCACUCCCUUCGCCCACACGCCGCGCCGCCGGCCGUGAAGCCCGUCCGCCGAGCACCACCACCCCUUCCCCCUUCGCCUCCUUCUCCUUCCCUCCCUCACUUCCCCCAAAAUUGCCCCCCCCCCCCCCCCCCCCUCUCUCACUGCCGUGAGCCGCUCGGCGCCAACAGAGCCGCCACCCGUCACCACCGUCUCCCCACCCCUCUUCAGUCUUCCUUUCGCCACAGUUCACUCGAGCCCCCGACCACCCCACCUCCCCGACUCCACCGACCACUAUAACAGCCGCCUCCGCCCGAGCAAACCCUAACCCUAGCACGCGCGCAGAGCUUCUUCGGCGCAGUGGGUGAGCCUCCGCUUCUUACUCCCUCCACUCCCAACAAAAUCUAUAAUUUCUGGAGCCAACCCUCCCGGAUGGGCAAGUUGGGCCCGGCUUGACCCCCAACCCCCCCACCCCACCCCACCCCACCCCACCCCACCCCACCAACCUAGAGUUGCGCCGCUUCUUAAACCGGAGCCUUAGGUUCUUUCCGAGAGCCACCCAGCUCCAUCCUUUGUCGCCUCCGUUGUUCUCCAGCAGCCAAUCCGAAUCGUUCAGAUUUGCAGCAUGGUUGAGCUUCUUUUCGAGGAUAUCUUCACGCUGACCAGGCUCGACCCAGAUGGUAAAAAAUUUGAUAAAGUGACCCGAAUUGAAGCACGCAGCGAGCAGUUCGAUAUGUCCAUGCAGCUAGAUGUCAAUACUGAAGUUUAUCCACUUCAUGUCGGAGACAAAUUCACAAUGGUUCUAGCUCCAACUCUGAGUCUGGAUGGAACUCCUGACAGUGGCUACUAUACGCAGGGACAGCGAAAGUCGCUUGCGGAUAAGUUUGAGUAUGUUAUGCAUGGAAAACUAUAUAAGAUCUCAGAGGAGAGUUCUGGACCAAAUGUGAAAGUGGAGCUAUAUGCUUCAUUUGGUGGGCUUCUGAUGAUGCUCAAGGGGGAUCCCUCUAAUGCGACCAACUUUGAGUUGGAUCAAAGGUUGUUUCUGCUGAUGAGGAAAGUGUGAAGCCAUAGUUAUGCAGUGCCAGAGCAAGUAACUCAGUUAAAAACUCAUCUUGUUCGCAAACUAGUUGAUCUCUUUAAUACUUGGGGCCGUGAAGGUUAUAUGAAGACCGGUAUUGCAGGAGCAGAUUUGGAGUAUAUCUGCAGCUUGUGUUUGUUUACAAUAUAAUGUCUACGAGCAUUGUUUUUAUCCUUGGACAGCUGAACACCAAAUUGCGCAAAACAUAUCUAUGGUUGGUGUUUAAAUUGUUCACACUAUAAGAAAGCCAAACAUUUCAUCCGUGGGAGAACUUUAACAUCUUUAUAUCUAAGAUAUGCAUGCUUAAAAUA
Messenger RNA from Phoenix dactylifera (date palm), 1528 nucleotides. Its product is annotated as DNA-directed RNA polymerases II, IV and V subunit 8B-like. NCBI's taxonomy places the organism in Eukaryota, Viridiplantae, Streptophyta, Magnoliopsida, Arecales, Arecaceae. Gene Ontology annotation, cellular component: RNA polymerase I complex; RNA polymerase III complex; RNA polymerase II, core complex. Gene Ontology annotation, biological process: DNA-templated transcription. The record is from RefSeq and is a predicted model, not a curated record.